Molecule: messenger RNA, 240 nt
Organism: Cetraspora pellucida
Lineage: Eukaryota; Fungi; Glomeromycota; Glomeromycetes; Diversisporales; Gigasporaceae
Source: the annotation of a GenBank genome assembly
AUGGUUCAGAACAGAAAAAGUGAUGAUGAUUGUUAUAUUGAUCCAAUGUUAUUAAUCAUUGAGUGGAACGUUAUUCAAAGUUUUCUUGGUUGUCAACUGGUUUCAGAUCAUACGAUGAAUGUUGGAAGGAAAAAGCAAACUUAUUAUCAAGCGAAUCAAGCUUCAUUGGGAAGAGUGUUUGAGAUAAAGGCUACAGUGAAAGGUAGAUUUGAGAUUAGGGAACGCCGUGACGUAUUUUAG